Thelazia callipaeda (thelaziosis nematode) is the source of this 1197-nucleotide messenger RNA. The record is from the annotation of a GenBank genome assembly. Lineage: Eukaryota; Metazoa; Nematoda; Chromadorea; Rhabditida; Thelaziidae.
AUGAAUGACGUUUUGGCAUCUCAAAAGUGUGAAAUGCUUGUGGUAAAUGAAAAAAUUCGUGUAGAUAUUUCACAGCGCAAACUUUGGGAAGAAUUUCAUCGGUAUCAAAACGAAAUGAUUCUUACGAGUAAAGGAAGGUUAGUAAUGAAGACAACUUUUUUUUAUGAUCUAUUAGUUAAUUAUAAUUUAAUAAUUUGUAAUUUUCGGUGCAUUUAUCCGCGAAUCUCUUUUGCUGUCAGUGGGUUGGAAGUGAGAUCUUUAUAUUCAAUGCACCUUAAAAUACGUCGAGCUGAUUGUUUUCGGUAUAAAUAUACGGGUGGUGAAUGGCACAAAGCUGGAAGAGGCGAGCCGGAGAGUGAAACAAAGCCAAUCUAUCCUGAAAAUGGCUUUACACAAACUGGACAAUACUGGAUGAGUAACGAUAUUCGUUUUGGAAAAGUUAAAAUUACUAAUAAUCCAAAAGACUAUUUCAACGUAGUCCUUACAUCGAUGCAUAAAUAUUGUCCAAUUCUUUAUGUGCAUAAAGUUUAUGCUACUCCUGCAGUUUGUCUAGAUGGUUCAACAAUUUUCACUAAUCAGUAUCAACUUGUAAAAAGUUUUACCGAUGAAGUUAUGGAAUUUAUAGCCGUUACAGCAUAUCAGAAUCAGCAAAUAAUUGAAAUGAAGAAAGCACAUAAUAGUUAUGCACGUGGACAACGUGGUGGAACGGUUAAAAGCACUACUGAUUUACCUAAUGGAGAUGCUAGCAGUCUAACUCCAUCCUCAAGUUAUCAACCUCCAUUGUAUUUGCCAAUGAAUCCUUUGAAUGGAUACAAUCCGUAUUGGGGAAGCACAUCAUCUUUACCAAGUCAAAUUCAUUUUCCAUCUUUAGUUGAUUUUCCAUCUUCAUCAUCAACUGGACAACCUUCCUAUCCACUCAGUUCUAAAUCAUUCACCGAUCAACCAAAUUCAUCAACCCAUUCAGAUUCCGUGCUGCUUCGGUCAUUAAAUUCUGGAAAUACUUUUCGAACAAUGUUUCACAAUUUGUCAAAGUCAUCAACUUCACUCGAAUCUCAAUCAGUUCUAAGUCCCUCUCCCUUUGCUCAAUUAAAUCUACAUAAUAUGAAUAUGUGGGAUUAUGGCACCUUUUGGCAUCCUUUCGCUCUUCCAUAUUCACCGCUUGUAUCUAAUCCUUCGGACACUGAUUCCAAUAUUUGA